Messenger RNA from Olea europaea var. sylvestris, 1906 nucleotides. RefSeq names its product small RNA degrading nuclease 1-like. The transcript has 12 exons. NCBI's taxonomy places the organism in Eukaryota, Viridiplantae, Streptophyta, Magnoliopsida, Lamiales, Oleaceae. Gene Ontology annotation, molecular function: nucleic acid binding; exonuclease activity. The coding region runs from base 102 to 1568 and encodes 488 amino acids. The record is from RefSeq and is a predicted model, not a curated record. Gene Ontology annotation, cellular component: nucleus.
GUUUCCCUAAACCCUAACCCCAAAUUCCCUGCUUCUUCAAGCUCUAGUUAUUUCUCUUGCUGUACCAAAUUCCCGGCCCGCAGCCUCUUCUAUUCUGUGAAAUGGACGAGAUGAUUGUCUCAGCGAAAAAAGAGGUGCUUAUUGAAAUGGUGAAAUUGGCACAAAAGCGAGGAAUGGUGGGUAGUAAAGGAGGCUGGAAAGAUUUUUUAAAAUUUUAUGACAAGAAGUUUGGCACAAGCUUGAGUGACCCUGCUCGAAGGUCUGUUGGGUCAUUGGCGGCAUUUUUGAAAACUUUUAGCCAAGAGAAUGAUUUGAAGUUUUUCAAUAAAGUGUUGCAGUGUCACUCGAACCAUGAAGCUGUGGAGAAAUUUAAAACGAUUUUUGCAGAUAAUGAAACACCCGAACAGAAGCUGGUCAGUUUGACUCUAAGGCAUCCUCAGUACCCAAGUGAUUACUCUUUGCCAUCAUACGAUGAUGACUGGUUGAUUGUGAAGUGCAGUAAAAAGUCCAAGGUGAUGAAGUCAACAAUAAUGGUUGCCAUUGAUUGUGAGAUGGUUCUCUGUGAAGAUGGCACCGAAGCUUUAGUGAGGGUGUGUGCUGUGGACCGCAAUUUACAGGUUAAACUUGAUGCAUUUGUGAACCCCAAUAAAGCUAUUGCAGAUUACCGUACGGAGAUAACUGGAAUCUCUGCAAAAGAUUUAGAUGGAGUAACUUGUUCAUUGGCAGAUGUACAGAAAUCAAUGAAGAAGUUAUUAUCACAUGGAACAAUUUUAGUUGGCCACAGUCUAAGCAAUGAUCUUCAAGCACUGAAGUUAGAGUACACUAGAGUAAUUGACACAUCUUACGUUUUCAAAUAUGCAAAUAGACCUGCUAACAAAAAGCCUUCCUUGAGUUCAUUGUGCAAGGCUGUUUUAGGUUAUGAGCUUCGGAAAGAGGGGAGUCCACAUAACUGUCUAGAUGAUGCCUGUGCUGCAAUGAAACUUGUUCUAGCUAGAUUUGAACAAUCAGCUAAUGGUGUUAUUUCCGAGGAGGUGAAAGAUGUAGAUACAGCCAAGCUGCUGCUUCACAGGAUUCCAAUUAAUAUUUCUACUAAAGAUUUAAAGAUUGUUAUUCCUGGAAACUUUGAGAUUGAAGUAAAGACAGGCAAAAAAGUUCGAGAUCUAUAUUCUGCCUUUGCAAUUUUUGAAAAUCAGCAAAAGGCCAAUGAAACAUUUGAUAAUCUUCAGGGCGAUCUAGAGAAGGACUCCUCUGGACGACCUCAGAAAUGCUUCACCUUCGAGCUCAGUACAGGGACACCGGCCAGUUUUUAUGUUUGCAAGAUGGCUCGUGAUGAUUCUGUUAGUCAAUUUACAGCAACGAAUAAGAGGUCCUUAGAAGAUGAGAACAACUUGAGCACAAAGAAGUCAAGGAAAGACCAGAUAUGUGAACAGCCUGAGGAGCUGGAUUCAAGUUCAAAUCUAUCGGAAGAGAUCGGAAGAUUGAAGCAAGAGCUUAGACAAAGAGACGAGGAAAUAUCAAACUUGAACAAAAUAAUAGUCGCACUUGCUAGGAAACAAGGAUUACUCUGAACAUACUCAGGAGCACAAGCACGAGCUUUUUGCUAAGCCAGAUCCGAUGAUUUUCAAGAGCGUAUGAGACCUGGCUAUUAAGAACACCCGGUGCUUGCUUUUUGGAGCUUGGGACCAUGACAAGAAAUGGAGAAUUGAACGAAGAUACAUUGUGGAAUAGCUGAAGAUGGUGGAAACUCAUCCGAAAGUAUCUAUUUGGCUCGUGAUUUCUGUUGUAGACUUCUUUGUUGAUACUAUAUGCUAAUAUGCAUAAUCUCAUUAUUUUGUGACAAUAUUGGUGCAUCUUAUUUGUUUUCUUCUGAAGUUACUACAGCAUCUAAUGUUCUAUCUUUGAAUAA